Molecule: messenger RNA, 7988 nt
Organism: Chroicocephalus ridibundus (black-headed gull)
Lineage: Eukaryota; Metazoa; Chordata; Aves; Charadriiformes; Laridae
Gene: CDC42BPA
Product: CDC42 binding protein kinase alpha
Exons: 42
Coding region: 511-6147 (1878 amino acids)
Biological process (GO): peptidyl-threonine phosphorylation; actomyosin structure organization
Cellular component (GO): cytoplasm; cytoskeleton; actomyosin
Molecular function (GO): protein serine/threonine kinase activity; ATP binding
Source: RefSeq, a predicted model, not a curated record
GGGAAGAGGAGGGCGCGGAAGCGGAGGGGAGGGAGGGCGCCGCCGUUACCCCUCCCCGCCGCCCCACGCACGCACACACACACACACACAUACACAGAGCCCACACCGGCACGGCGGGAGGAUGCCCUUUGCCCGGGGGGGCGAAGCCGGCAGAGCAGCAUCUCGCCGCCGGGAGUGAAGCCGCCGGGGCCUGCCGGCCCGCAGCGUGCGGCCAGAGCGGGGACGCCGGUGCUUUCCCUCCGCCCCAGGACGCGCACCGGGAGGAGGAGGAGGAGGAGGAGGAGGAGGAGGAGGGAGGAGGGCGCCGCCGCAGCAGCCAUGGGAAGGAUUUGACAGGGCUCGGAGCGCUUCCCCGCGGCGGUGCCGGUGUGUCGGGGCGCGCGUUCCGCCCGCCGCCCCUUUGGCGCAGCGGAGGAGCCGGGGGGCGACGAUGAAGACUUUAGUUUUUUUGAAUCACUGAAAAGCCUUAAAAGGAGACUCGUAAUAAUAAUCAUUAAAAAAGAAACCCCAAUGCAAACUGAAACAACCAUGUCUGGAGAAGUGCGUUUGAAGCAGUUGGAGCAGUUUAUUUUGGAUGGGCCAACUCAGACUAAUGGGCAAUGCUUCAGCGUGGAAACCUUGCUGGAUAUACUCAUCUGCCUUUAUGAUGAAUGUAAUAAUUCCCCUCUGAGAAGAGAGAAGAACAUCCUUGAGUAUCUGGAGUGGGCCAAACCUUUUACAUCUAAAGUGAAACAGAUGCGACUACAUAAAGAAGAUUUUGAAAUCCUGAAGGUGAUUGGUCGAGGAGCCUUUGGGGAGGUUGCAGUAGUAAAACUAAAGAAUGCAGAUAAGGUUUUUGCCAUGAAGAUACUUAAUAAGUGGGAGAUGCUGAAGAGAGCUGAAACAGCUUGUUUUCGAGAAGAGAGAGAUGUUUUAGUGAAUGGAGAUAACCAGUGGAUCACAACAUUACAUUAUGCAUUCCAGGAUGAGAACUAUCUGUACCUGGUUAUGGAUUACUACGUUGGAGGAGACCUGCUUACGUUGCUCAGCAAGUUUGAGGACAGACUACCUGAAGAUAUGGCUCGUUUUUAUUUGGCUGAAAUGGUGAUAGCUAUUGAUUCAGUUCAUCAGUUGCAUUAUGUUCACAGGGAUAUUAAACCAGACAACAUUUUGAUGGAUAUGAAUGGACAUAUUCGAUUAGCAGAUUUUGGUUCUUGUCUGAAACUAAUGGAAGAUGGAACGGUCCAAUCUUCAGUGGCAGUUGGAACACCAGACUACAUCUCUCCAGAAAUCUUGCAGGCCAUGGAAGAUGGAAAAGGGAAGUAUGGGCCCGAGUGUGACUGGUGGUCCCUAGGCGUUUGCAUGUAUGAAAUGCUUUACGGAGAAACGCCCUUUUAUGCUGAGUCCUUGGUGGAGACCUAUGGGAAAAUAAUGAACCACAAAGAGAGGUUUCAGUUCCCUGCUCAAGUGACAGAUGUCUCUGAAAGUGCAAAGGACCUCAUCCGAAGGCUCAUUUGUAGCAGAGAGCAUCGACUUGGACAAAAUGGAAUAGAAGACUUUAAGAACCAUCCAUUUUUUGCUGGGAUUGAUUGGGACAACAUUAGAAACUGUGAGGCACCUUACAUCCCAGAAGUCAGCAGCCCCACUGAUACUUCAAACUUUGAUGUGGAUGAUGAUUGCUUAAAAAAUUCUGAAACAAUGCCUCCACCGUCACACACUGCAUUUUCUGGCCAUCAUUUACCAUUUGUGGGUUUCACAUACACAAGUAGCUGCGUGCUUUCAGACCGCAGCUGUCUAAGACUGACAGCUGGACCACCCUCCAUGGAUCUUGAUGCCAGCAUUCAAAGAACUUUGGAGGAUAGUUUAGCAACAGAAGCUUAUGAGAGGAGAAUAAGACGCCUAGAACAGGAAAAGCUUGAACUUAGUAGAAAACUGCAAGAAUCCACCCAGACAGUUCAGGCUCUGCAGUAUUCAACAGUGGAUGGCCCAAUAACAGCAAGCAAAGAUUUAGAAAUUAAAAGUUUGAAAGAAGAAAUUGAAAAGUUGAAGAAACAGGUAACAGAUUCUGGUCAGCUAGAACAGCAACUUGAGGAGGCCAGCACUGCAAGACGGGAGUUGGAUGAUGCUUCCAGACAAAUAAAGGCUUUUGAGAAACAGGUCAGAACGCUGAAGCAAGAAAGGGAAGAUCUUAAUAAGGAACUGGCAGAGUCUAGUGACAGAUUAAAAUCCCAAGCCAAAGAGCUGAAAGAUGCACACAGCCAGCGGAAAUUGGCAAUGCAGGAGUUCUCAGAGAUGAACGAGCGGCUGACAGACUUGCACUCUCAAAAACAAAAGCUUGCCCGCCAGCUCCGAGAUAAGGAGGAAGAAAUGGAAGUGGUGAUGCAAAAAGUAGAAAGUUUAAGGCAAGAGUUACGCAGAACAGAGAGACUUAAAAAAGAACUGGAAGUCCAAGCUGAAGCCGCAGCUGCUGAGGCAUCCAAAGACAGGAAAUUGCGAGAGAGGAGUGAACAGUACUCUAAACAGUUGGAAAGCGAAGUAGAAGGGCUAAAGCAAAAACAGAUUGGUCGCUCACCUGGGGUAAGCAGUAUAGAACACCAGCAAGAGAUCACUAAACUAAAGGCAGACCUGGAAAAAAAGAGUGUUUUCUAUGAAGAGGAACUAUCUAAACGUGAAAUAAUGCACGCUAAUGAAAUAAAAAGUCUGAAGAAAGAACUGCGGGAUGCAGAGAGCCAGCAGCUUGCCCUCAAGAAGGAGAUCAUGGUUUUGAAAGACAAGUUAGAGAAAACCAGAAGAGAAAACCAAAGUGAAAGAGAGGAAUUUGAAACAGAGUUCAAACAGAAGUAUGAACGAGAAAAGAUUCUGCUAACAGAGGAAAACAAAAAACUUUCAAAUGAACUUGAUAAGCUCACCACCAUGUUUGAGAGGCUGAGUAUGAAUAACCGGCAGCUGGAAGAAGAGAUGAGAGACCUGGCUGAUAAAAAGGAGUCUGUGGCACACUGGGAGGCCCAAAUUACUGAGAUCAUCCAAUGGGUAAGUGAUGAAAAAGAUGCUCGAGGUUAUCUUCAAGCCUUGGCCUCUAAAAUGACAGAAGAACUAGAGGCCCUGAGGAACUCCAGUUUGGGUGCAAGAGCUACAGACAUGCCCUGGAAGAUGCGCCGCUUUGCAAAACUGGAUAUGUCUGCAAGGUUGGAACUACAGUCUGCUCUUGAUGCUGAAAUCCGAGCCAAACAGGCUAUUCAAGAUGAGUUGAAUAAAGUCAAAGCUUCCUGUAUCUCUACAGAGUGUAAAUUGCAAGAAUCUGAGAAGAAGAACAUGGAACUGUUGACAGAUAUUGAAAGGCUGAAAAAGGAGACAGAAGAGCUUAGAUCAGAAAAGGGUGUAAAGCACCAAGACUCACAGAAUUCUUUCUUGGCAUUUUUGAAUGCGCCUACCUCUGCUCUGGAUCAAUUUGAAGAUUCCUUUUCCUCCUCUUCAUCCUCAUUGAUUGAUUUUAUGGAUGACCGCUCUCCUUCCUGUAUUCCAGCUAACAAAGGCAGACGUAUUGAUUCAGUUGAGAAUUUUACAUUGUCUAAUACUCCAUCACGGGAUGAAGAUAGCAAGUCUCACCUCCAUUCAAGAUCAAGGUCUCCUUCUACAGCUAGUGAGAUUGAACCAAUCGAGGUUACAGAUCAUCCUCCCCGUUCAAUUCACACACCAACCAUGAGGACAGCGUAUAUUGGAUCGGGACUCUCUGCACCAAAGCCUAAAGCCCACCAGUUUGUAGUGAAAUCGUUUAAUACACCGACAAAAUGCAAUCAGUGCACAUCUCUGAUGGUUGGUUUAAUACGACAGGGCUGUACUUGUGAAGUAUGUGGAUUCUCUUGCCACGUGACCUGUGCAGACAAAGCUCCUGCGGUAUGUCCAAUCCCUCCCGAACAAACUAAGGGACCUUUGGGAAUAGAUCCACAGAAAGGCAUAGGAACAGCUUAUGAAGGACAUGUCCGAGUACCAAAACCAGCUGGAGUGAAGAAAGGUUGGCAGAGAGCGCUGGCAGUCAUCUGUGAUUUUAAACUCUUCCUCUAUGAUGUAGCAGAAGGAAAAGCAUCCCAGCCCAGCGUGGUAGUGAGUCAGGUCAUAGACAUGAGGGAUGAAGAAUUCUCAGUGAGUUCUGUCUUGGCCUCAGAUGUCAUCCAUGCAAAUCGAAAAGAUAUCCCCUGUAUCUUUAGGGUCACAGCUUCCCAGCUCUCUGCAUCCAGUAAUAAGUGUUCAAUCCUGAUUCUAGCAGACGGUGAGAAUGAAAAAAGCAAGUGGGUAGGAGUGCUGAACGAAUUGCAUAGGAUCUUGAAGAAGAACAAACUCAAAGACCGCUCAGUCUAUGUGCCCAAAGAAGCUUAUGACAGCACCUUACCCCUCAUUAAAACAACACAGUCAGCAGCAAUCAUAGACCAUGAAAGAAUAGCUUUGGGGAAUGAAGAAGGGUUAUUUGUUGUGCAUGUCACCAAAGACGAGAUUAUCCGUGUUGGUGACAACAAGAAGGUUCAUCAAAUUGAGCUUAUCCCAAAUGAACAGCUCAUUGCAGUAAUCUCAGGACGAAACCGUCAUGUGCGGCUUUUCCCUAUGGCUGCCCUGGAUGGAAGGGAGACUGAGUUUUAUAAGCUGGCAGAGACAAAAGGCUGUCAGUCAAUAGUUUCUGGACAUGUGCGCCACGGAGCUCUUACAUGCCUGUGUGUAGCUAUGAAAAGGCAGGUCCUCUGUUAUGAACUAAAUCAGAGUAAGACACGUCACAAAAAGAUCAAGGAGAUCCAAGUCCAGGGAAAUGUCCAGUGGAUGUCAAUCUUCAGUGACCGUCUUUGUGUGGGCUACCAGUCAGGUUUCUUAAAAUACCCACUUCACGGAGAAGGCAGCCCGUACAGUCUGCUCCAUCCAGAUGACCACACGCUAUCAUUUGUCGCACAGCAGCCAACUGAUGCCAUCUGUGCAGUCGAAAUCUCAAGUAAAGAAUACCUGCUGUGUUUUAGCAGCGUAGGGGUUUACGUUGACUGCCAGGGCCGAAGAUCUAGACAACAAGAAUUGAUGUGGCCCGCAACUCCAUCUUCUUGCUGUUACAAUGCACCAUACCUCUCUGUGUACAGUGAAAAUGCAAUUGAUAUCUUCGAUGUGAACUCCAUGGAGUGGAUUCAGACUAUUCCUCUCAAAAAGGUACGACCCUUGAAUACAGAAGGCUCACUAAACCUUUUAGGCCUGGAGACGGUUAGAUUAAUAUAUUUCAAAAACAAAAUGGCAGAGGGCGAUGAACUGGUAGUUCCUGAGACAUCAGACAACAGCCGGAAGCAGAUGGUUCGAAACAUCAACAACAAGCGCCGCUAUUCAUUCAGAGUACCAGAGGAGGAGAGGAUGCAGCAGAGGAGGGAGAUGCUACGUGAUCCGGAAAUGAGAAAUAAAUUAAUUUCUAACCCAACUAAUUUUAACCACAUAGCACAUAUGGGUCCAGGAGAUGGUAUACAGAUUCUCAAAGACCUUCCAAUGCAACAGCAAGGGUGGCAGGCCCGUAUGACACCAUGUAAGGAAGGUGCUCAGAGGACUGGGGGUGACAAUCAGCGUUCCCCUUAUCAAUUCCCUCAUCAUCACUCCCGUCUGAUCUCCUCUCCGAGCAACUUUGAGCACAUCUACCACAUGACUGUUAAUUCAGCCGAAAAAUUCCUCUCUUACGAUUCCAUAAACCCUGCAUUUUCCCCGCCUCCACGCUCUGUCCUCGGUACUCCAGACUUUAUGACUCUGAGGAAUCUUCGGCCUCAGGAAAGUCGGACCGUAUUCAGUGGCUCUGUCAGUAUUCCAUCGAUCACGAAAUCCCGCACAGAACCAGGACGAUCGAUGAGCGCAAGCAGCGGGUUAGCAGCACGAUCGUCUGCACAAAACGGCAGUGCUUUGCGGAGGGAAUUCUCAGGAGGUAGCUACGGAGCAAAGCGUCAGCCUAUGGCAUCACCCUCAGAUGGUUCCUUAUCCUCUGGUGGCCUGGACCAAGGCAGCGAUGCACCAACAAGGGACUAUGAGCGAGAGGACUCUGACUCUCCGAGACAUUCUACUGCAUCGAACAGCUCCAACCUCAGCAGCCCUCCCAGCCCGGUUUCUCCUCACAAGACCAAGAGCCUCUCCCUGGAGAGCUCUGACCACGUGAGUUGGGACUCAUGAACUGCUUCAGCAUUCAGAUUUGACAUCACAGCAGCUUGCUGUCCCCAUGGCUGUCCCCUUCACUCGUUCCAGUUCUCACCUUCAUCAUCCUAACCCUCCCCAUUCCCUGUCUGAAAGUGAUCUGGGAGUGGGGUACAGAGGAAGGUAAAAGCUGGUUGUCUUCAGCACCGUUUGGCACUGCCUCACCCUCCCUUCCCCAGAUUUGACAGCAGCGAACGAGCAACGCUAGGGUGUUGGUAAAUAUCAGAUGCUGUAGAUUUGUAUUAGUAUUGGUUUCAUUUUUGUGGUUACAGCUGCUUCAUUUUUCAAGACAUAUUUAUCCCACCCCCUGUUCCACUUCCCAAAAAGUAGCUUAAGUAGACCAGACCAGUAUCAACAAGAGAAAAUUCAGAGGGAUUUUGUUUUCAUACAAUAGCUCGUUGUACUGUACAAAAGUAGCACAGAGACUCCUUCCCCUGCGUGGGGAAUGAUCAGUAUGUCAGAGGCACAUAAAAGCUUUCAGCCACCACGUUUGAAUGUCAAUCUGAUUGUCGCCAGCAAAUCCUUAUUGAUUAAAAUGAUGCAUAUUUUACUACAGUACAGAGUUUAAAUAAAUACGCAGAUGUUAGAGUAAAAUACGUAUGUAUAUAUUCAAAGAAAAAAAGCGUUGUGUAUGCAGCAGAAGAUGGAUGCUUAUUUAAGAGAGCCUUUAAUUUAAGAUUUGUGUUGUCCCUGUUUUCAUGCUUGGUAAUAUACAGACUUGGAGGCCUGGCCUAAAACUUUUUGCAGGACAGAUAUUCCUUUUGCGUAGCACUCGCUGCACUGCCAGGAGAGGUCCCUGCAGUGCUUUCACGUUUCUUUACUUCUGGCGGUAGCAUAAGUGAAACUGUAAUUCCUACUUUCAUGUUAAUCCCCAUCCUUUGCAAAAACGACAAUGAUUGGAAAGCAACCCCCUGCCCCGACAACCAAGGGCACCAGUCAGCCAGGUGGCUGCCCUGGUUUCUUGUGUGCCGGCUGCGCGGCUGAGGAACCUUACGGCAUGCUACAGUAGAGGUCCUUAAGGCAGCAAGGGAGUUCGAUGCAGCAGGAAAACUUUCCCUGGGUCAGUCUUUGACCAGAUUUAACUCAGAAGGGAGCAGUUUUCCGCAUCUCCUUGACCAUCCCUAACCAGAAAACUGUUACUGUUGUUACCAAAUACUAGUUGCUAAUGCACAUCAGCCAAAUGAGUGCCCUUAGCCCGAAGCUAGCCGUGGCUGGCUAUGCUGUCACUGUAGCAACAAAGAACCUUGAAGACUGACCUCACACUGUUCACACUGUGGUAGUCGAAGAUGCCUGGUCGCCCGCAACUGCCAUGCUGGCAAGGUUGGUUUUCCUCUCCCUCCCUACCCGUGCUGUGGGUUUGUGCAAUUUGCAGUUGUUCCUAUGUGCUCACCUGCUGUUUGGUUCCAAUAGCAGGUCAGGUUGGAGGGCAGAAAGUAUUGCGGUGGAAGACAGAGCCCACUGAAGUUGCAAAAAUAAAUAAAAAGCUGAAGCUGGUCACGCAGUCAACAGAACAAAGUGAGAGACUGACGUACAAAUAGAUGGUAAGAGGAAGAUGUCUCUUCUCUUUAGUGAGCAAGGCAGAUGCGUUUUUCAUUUGGGAGUGUGUUCAAAUGAGCCUCUCUUCUCAGUAGUGUUGUUGUUGGCUUUAUACUAUGACCAUACUCAAACAUCUAAGGGCUUUUUGUAUUUAGAAUACUGUUUUUUGUGGGUUUCGGAAACUUGUUACAGCUCUUAUUAAACCAUUCCAUAUUCUUGCAGUAAGCAGUAUAUAGUGUUUCAGCCACAUAGAGAUGUUUGGAGUUUUCCAGUUUCUGUCUUCC